GUCAGCCGUCUGCUGCAUACUCCUAAGUUGAGAGUAGUUUUAUUAUAUUACACCAUACAUCUAUUACUUUAGGAACUAUAUCUCAUAACCUAAGACAAGAUGGUCAAAAGUCUGACAUUCGAUGUCCGUUACGACAACGAGCUAGCCCACCAAUACUACGGGGAUGGAAAGAAGCUAGCUGCACAGAUGCGGGAGAUUUAUAAAAACAAGAACCUCGAGUUCCCUGAUCAAUUCGACUCCACUUCCACUUACCCUCCGAUAAAUUUUAUGCAAGUGACUGCAUCGGACGAGGUCGACGUUGAUGACCUUAGGGGAGUGAAUAUUCCUCAGGGCUUAAAUGUUGAAAUUAUUGACUUUGAUGAUGAGUAGGGGUACACUUUUAGGAUAUUUCGGGCUUUGCGCUUGGUCUUUGCGAUAUUGGUAAUGCGUAUAGCUUGGCUAUUGGAUAAAAUAUAAGUUUGC
This is a messenger RNA of Aspergillus caelatus, 462 nucleotides long. RefSeq lists its product as uncharacterized. The record is from RefSeq and is a predicted model, not a curated record. The transcript has 4 exons. Bases 100 to 369 code for a protein of 89 amino acids. Lineage: Eukaryota; Fungi; Ascomycota; Eurotiomycetes; Eurotiales; Aspergillaceae.